Linum trigynum is the source of this 2420-nucleotide messenger RNA. The record is from the annotation of a GenBank genome assembly. NCBI's taxonomy places the organism in Eukaryota, Viridiplantae, Streptophyta, Magnoliopsida, Malpighiales, Linaceae.
ACCACAACACAAACAAGAAACCAAAGCUGCCAUUACUCUUCAUCCCAUCAAACCAACAAAAAAAAAUGGCAUAGCCGCCAUUGCCGAGAUACGUGGUGCUGAAGUACAAGUACAACAACAAGUACAUGCGAUUUAUGAUGUGGAUUUCUGCCUCAUGGACGCUAGAAUCUACGACCAGUCCAUCGUCACCAUGGCCACUGGGGUCGCUAGUAACGGGACGUCGACUCCCAACACGACGAAAGUGAAGAUGAGCUACACUGACACCAAGAGCAGCACCUGGUCUGGAAAUGUGUCCCUCAAGGCCGGAGUGAAGACUACCAUCAAGACAGGCAUUCUGUUCCUUGUUGAAGGACACAUUGAGAUUUUUGGGGAACUCUCAGGAGGUUACACGUGGGGCGAAACCAACGAGUCGUCAAACACGUUGGAUACUGAGUACGAGGUCAAUGUGAAUCCCAUGAGUUUGACCCAAAUCAGUCUGUUGGCCACCAGAGGAUCUUGUGACAUCCCUUACUCUUAUACUUAAAUGGACACUCUCACCAACGGCAGCCAAGUUACUUACCGAAUGGAUGAUGGUGUCUAUACCGACAUCAAUUCCUUCAACUUCAAAUAUGAGACCAAGGAGGAAAAACUCGUCAUCUGAAUGAUGAACAACCUGCCGUGAUCAUAUGGGAGGUGGCUAGCUGGUUCUUAAACUAUACUAAGCUAAAUAACGUUGACGGUCUCAACCUGCAAGCUCCCACUUCUGAAUCCAAUGUACCUUUAUAUCAUGUGCAUAUAAGAUGCAUCUAUCUCGUGGACCGCGCGACUGCGUGCUUGACGAUUUGUUUCUGUAUUUUGUUUUCAUUUGCUUUGUGUGUUUCAUUCAAUGUAUGAUACGUGUGGCUUUUAGGCAUGCCCGUGUACCAUAGAGGAAAAAACUAAAAAAUCAAUACUUUGAAGCAUUGUAAAAUUUCUCAAACUUAUUUCAUUGUUUCGUAGAACUCUUGAUGGGAAGUUCUUCUGAAUUGCAAAACAAGCAAAAUUUAGGCAGGUUGCAAAAUUUUCCCUACCAAUUCAGAGGAGCAUAUGAAAGCAAAGGAAUUAGAUAUAUUUUGAGUAGGUGACAUGCUAUGACACAACACCUAACAAUGGCCAAGUGUACCAAUGAAAGGGACUGCAGUAUAGUGGCACAAGUAAUAAAUAUCGAAUCCACGGAUCUCUAGAGUUACUAUUACUCAGCUUCAGUUCAUUAUCUAGCAAACUAGAUUAAGGAUUGAUUUACUAAACUACUCUACUAACUACUCUACUAAUUACAAGUUGGGAACUCACUUAGGUAUGAUUCCCCCUAGCUCCUCAAUUAGGUCCAAGUUGCAAUUACCUUUGGUUGAUCUACUGUUGAUUAAACUGCGGAAGAUCCUAAAUUAGCUUGGAAUCUCUUAAGCUGACCAAGCCCUCUUAGACAGAAUACCGGCAGGCGACUAGCCUUCACCGGGAUAGACUGCUAAGGCUAUUCACACAGAUCUCCACUAGUGGAAUGAAUUCCAGUACAAAGCAGUGAAUUGAUUGACUCUCGCACAACCAAUUCACCACUAUCAAUCAAGGAAGCUCUCUUAACCUAAUAAGAUUCUAUCUAUCAUAGGUUAAAGCAGAAAUCAAGAGAAUUUGAUCAAGAUUCAAUUGACUCAAUAAGUCAUGCCUCAAUCGAUUAUAAUCAAAUAAUAUAACAUCCAAAACUUCAUACAAGAAAGAUCCUAACACAUGGAACUAGGGCUCCUCAAAACCUAAGUGAAGGGAAGUUACUCCAUAGAGAAGAGAGAGACUGCAGAAAUCUUAUCUAGAUCUUCAAUCUACAUCUCCAAGCUUGAUUCCCGAGCUCCAAUGGCGAAGAAAUCCUCCAAAAUAGCUCCAAGAAUGUUCCCAAGUGGCUCUCUCUCUCUAGGGUUCGUCCCUUGGGUGUUUGGGAACCAAAACCCAGCUCUCCCUCUCCUUUGGCUCAAAAUUGGCUUAAAACCAGAAAUUCCCGACUCACACGGUCAGGCCACACGGCCGUGUGACUCCCCCAGCUACCCGUGUGGCUUUGCAAAACGCGGCGUUUCGUUAAGUGACUUCAGGCUUCCUACGCGGCCACGACCCACACGGCCGUGUGGCUUCCCAGGGUGCCCGUGUGAGUUCCCUGGAAUUUCCACACGGCCACCAGGGGUCCCCUAAACGGCCGUGUGGCUUUUACGCAUGCCCGUGUGGCUUCUCAGCUUCUCGCCAAACGUCCAAACUUCGUCCAAUCGACCCCGAACUCGUUCCCAAACCUUCAUUCACGUACUAGGACCUGAAAUAUCACAAACAAGCACAACCUAGCGUGAAAUCGGCCUAAAACACGAGAAUCAACAUCUCAAACGGCUCGAGAAUAGGGGUAAAAACAUGUGCAAUUAACGGUCUAUCAGUAG